This is a messenger RNA of Podarcis muralis (Common wall lizard), 4012 nucleotides long. It is a transcript of the gene SLC13A3, whose product is annotated as solute carrier family 13 member 3. NCBI's taxonomy places the organism in Eukaryota, Metazoa, Chordata, Lepidosauria, Squamata, Lacertidae. Gene Ontology annotation, biological process: succinate transmembrane transport; citrate transport. The record is from RefSeq and is a predicted model, not a curated record. Gene Ontology annotation, cellular component: plasma membrane. Gene Ontology annotation, molecular function: succinate transmembrane transporter activity; citrate transmembrane transporter activity; sodium:dicarboxylate symporter activity.
GCCCUGCCUCCUUCGCCCUCCUCCCUCCCCCGGGAUAAAGCGGCGGCCCGGGCGCCGCGGCCGGUCUCUCCCAAGCCGGUCCGGUCGGGUUAUUAUGGCAGCGCUUGGAGCCCUAGUGAAGAAAGUGUGGAGUAUCCGCCGCUAUCUGGUGCUGCUCUGCACCCCGCUGGUGCUGCUGCCUGUCCUCUUCAGCCUGCCCCCCAAGGAAGGAAAAUGCCUCUACGUAAUUCUGUUGAUGGCCAUAUACUGGUGCACCGAAGCUCUGCCCUUGUCUGUGACCGCUCUACUACCCAUAAUUCUCUUCCCCUUCCUCAGUGUCCUCCCAGCCAGCAAAGUUUGCCCGCAGUAUUUUUUAGAAACCAACUUCCUCUUCUUGAGUGGCUUGAUCAUGGCGGCUGCCAUUGAAGAGUGGAAUCUGCAUCGUAGGAUUGCACUGAGAAUCCUUAUGUUGGUGGGAGUCCAGCCAGCCAGGCUUAUUUUAGGAAUGAUGCUAACAACUUCCUUCCUGUCCAUGUGGCUGAGUAACACAGCCUCCACCGCUAUGAUGCUACCCAUUGCAAUGGCUGUUCUGAAGAGCCUCUUUGGAGACAAGGAAACAUAUCAGGACCUCAAGAGGCAAAAUGAGGAAAGCCAAGCCUCUGUACAUCAGAACAAACUCCACACAGUGCCAACUGAGAUGCAGCUUCUAGCAAAUGUUGAUGAAAAAGACUUGACGGAGGAGAAGGAAGUCACAAUUGAAGUUUCCUCAGACAUACAGAAGGAGGAAGAGCACAAGAAGAAUGUAUGGAAAGGCUUCCUCAUUUCGAUCCCUUAUGCAGCCAGUAUUGGUGGAACAGCGACGCUGACAGGAACUGCCCCAAAUCUCAUUCUUUCAGGACAACUCAAAAGCUUUUUUCCAGGGUGUGACGUUGUGAAUUUUGGCUCUUGGUUUGUGUUUGCCUUUCCCUUAAUGCUGAUGUUCCUUCUUUUCGGAUGGCUCUGGAUCUCAUUCCUUUAUGGAUGCAUUAGCUUGAGCUGGAGAAAAAAGAAAUCGGAGAUCAGAGCUGAUGCAGAAGCCAGAGCCAGGACAGUGAUAAGGGAUGAUUAUCGGAAGCUGGGACCAAUAAAGUUUGCUGAACAGGCAGUAUUUGUACUUUUCUGCUUAUUCGCAAUCCUGCUAUUCUCCAGAGACCCUAAGUUCAUCCCGGGCUGGGCAAGCUUGUUCACACCAGGGUUUGUCACCGAUGCUGUUACUGGAGUCACAAUAGUGACAAUAUUGUUCUUCUUCCCGUCGAAAAGGCCGUCCCUUAAAUGGUGGUUUGACUUGAAAGCGUCAAACACAGAGAACCAGCCCUUGCUGACUUGGAGAAAAGCCCAGGAAAGUGUACCAUGGAAUAUAAUCCUAUUGCUUGGAGGAGGUUUUGCCAUGGCAAAAGGAUGUGAGGAGUCUGGCUUGUCUGUCUGGAUUGGAGGCCAGCUUGAUCCCCUGGAGAACCUCCCUCCUGCUGUAGCUGUUAUUCUCAUUACGGCAGUGAUCGCGUUAUUCACAGAAUUUGCAAGUAACACAGCCACAAUCAUAAUCUUCCUGCCUGUCCUGGCAGAACUGGCCAUUCGUCUGAAAGUGCAUCCCCUCUACUUAAUGAUACCAGGAACCAUAGGAUGCUCAUUUGCUUUCAUGCUUCCAGUCUCUACACCCCCAAAUUCAAUUGCCUUUGCUUCUGGGCACUUACUGGUUAAAGAUAUGGCAAGGACGGGUCUGCUUAUGAAUCUGAUGGGAGUUUUGUUUCUGAGUCUGGCUAUCAACACUUGGGCCACGAGCAUCUUUCAGCUGGGCAGCUUCCCUGACUGGGCCAACAUCCAUUCAGAAAACACGACCCUGCUGGUGGAUGUGCAGAACGUCACUCUAAACUCAAUGAGUAAAUUAUGAACAGGACAACCUUGUUGUGGGAGGAGCGCUCCCCCUUCAAAUUUGGGCACUGAAUUAGACCUACAGCAAGUACAAGAACGCACAGGUGAUGGCGUCGUUGAUGCCCCUCCUUAUACAGGACUGCCAUGUUCCUUUUAUGUUUGUUUUUAUAAAUAUUCGUGAGUACUCACUGGAUAAUUAUUUUGUGCCUUGGAAUAGUCUCUCCACUUUCAUGCCAAAACCUCCCAUCAGGCAGUUCUUAGGUAGGUUUAGACCUUAGUGCUGCAUUGAAUUCCACCCUUUGAGUGUGAAUCCUAGGACACUGUGUGUAAAUAAACAGUGACUGUGAACUGCAAGCCCUCUGCAAGUAGCUGCAGCGGAUUCUGUGAAAAACUGCCAAGUCAGGAACAUUAUUAGUACACAUAUUAUACCCAAUCAGAUCAUAUCCAUUAUCCAAAUGUCAUGUCUUGUUAGACCUUGUACAGCCAUGAUCCUAAAAUCUGCCUAUAGUGGUCUGUAGCCCGACUACGCACACAAAAUGCCCCUAUAGCCAGUGGAAUAUUGGAAGAUGCCUUAUACUGAGUGAGAAUGAGAGAGAGAUACCUCAGUAUAAUCUGUCUGCUGCUGUAUUGUCUCACAGGCAGCAGCUCCCUGGGGUCUUAGUCAAGGUCUUUCUCAGUCGUAGGUGGAGAUGCUGGAGUUUGUACAGGGUACCAUUUGCAUGCAGUGAUAAACCAAAAGAAAGAGAUCCGUCAAUAAGACAUACAAAAUAUUCAGGUCAUGGACCAAGGAAUGAAUGACAAGAAGAAUAAAUUAGUAAUGAAAUUCACAUAUAAGGAUACAAAACAAUAUGAAACUAUGUUUCAAUGGAAUAAAUAACCAAUGUAAAACCUGAAUAUAAGCAGAAGCAAUAAACCACCCAGAUAUCAGUGAUAAACAAUCCCAAAUGCAUAUGUUGUAGAAUACUACCUAAUCCAAAUACUAUAUAGCAGUAGAACUGCAGGUGAAUGAUGAAAAUUCACUGGGAUGAAGGCAGAAUUUUUAACCAUGGCUGUAGCAGAUCCUUCCCCGGCACUGUGAUCCAAGCUUAUAAGCUUGCCUCAUUUUAAAGUGGUACAUAUGUUUAGACCUAUCUGUAUUCAUUCUACAGCUUACAAAAAACGAAUUAAGAACAGUGGGAAUGACUACUCCAGAGACUGGCAGGAGAAGUAUAUUGGUGACAACACAGGUGCUAGCCAGUAGGUGCUUUCCAUAAGUAGCUUUGCCUAUGUUCAGAACCAAACCAAACCAAACCAAAUAUACAAACUUGGCUUUUCAGAGGUCAUUCUGGGACAGAAAGACGUGUGUUCACAUUGCCCAUAGGAGGACACUUCUAUACUGACACCGCCGCUCUUAAAUGUUACAUCUGUCUUCAUCCUGAGUGAGCUUAAUCUUUCACUCUAAGGCAGCUCGCCAUCUAGCAGCCAAAACAAAUGGAAAGGGUUGUGACCUACCUCACAGGGUUGUUGUGAGGAUGAGUGAUAUAAUGGUGGUAGAAGUUUGAAGGGUUGUAGAAGUGAUAAAUGCAAGUCACUCAGCUGCUGAUGCUGACUUGAGAAUUGUGGAUAAGUGGUGCGAAUGUGCACCCUUAGCUGUGUGAAAUAUGUCUCUCUGUAUUGGUCUUAACUAGGCAAACCUUAAAAGUCUAAACUGUGGAGACUGGCAUGCCAACAAGAGAUGUGCUAACUUAGUCGACAUUUCCAGAGGAUUAUUAUUGUUGGGAUUUAAGGGGGGGAGGGGUUGAUUCUUUGAUUUCUUUUUAUAUAAAACUGAUUAUUUGGGUACUUUCAAUGAAAGUGUUUGUAAAUGGACAGUGAUUCUAAUCACCUCUGUAAUGCAAAUUCUACCUUUUGACGCUGUGUGUGUGUGUUUGUAAGAAAUGGACAUAUUGUUAAUGAAAUAUCACUGCUGAAAGCAUGUUUUGAAAGAUACAACACUGGAAGUUGCGUUGGGCCUGGGGAGGAGGCUUAAAAGCGAAUUCUUGAUGUGAUGCAGAAGGAAAGAUUCAGUGGCUUUGUAAUUCUGCUGCCCUGCCUUAUUCAGGAUCUGUUCCUGGACCACAGCUGGUGAAUACAGCCAUUAGAUCUA